This is a messenger RNA of Medicago truncatula (barrel medic), 3552 nucleotides long. RefSeq names its product protein STICHEL-like 2. Gene Ontology annotation, molecular function: DNA binding; DNA clamp loader activity; ATP binding. Bases 524 to 3331 code for a protein of 935 amino acids. The transcript has 7 exons. The record is from RefSeq and is a predicted model, not a curated record. Lineage: Eukaryota; Viridiplantae; Streptophyta; Magnoliopsida; Fabales; Fabaceae. Gene Ontology annotation, cellular component: DNA replication factor C complex; DNA polymerase III complex. Gene Ontology annotation, biological process: DNA-templated DNA replication; DNA repair.
AUUCUAAUACUCAAAAUACAAAACAAUGACACAUAUCCCCACAUUUCUGCAAAAAGGCUGAUUCCUACACCCCCCACAUGCAACUGCACUCCCACAGUAUCUGCCAUUGCUAGAAACAGAACAAAACAAGCUUUUAUCUAACAUGUAGUAACACAAAAGUUCACUCUUCUCUUUCACUCUCUCUCUUUUAUUCAAUUAUCAGAGAGACACAGUUUGACACUUGUUCAGUCCGUUCCCUGUCAUGGCAUGCUUAAUACACCCCUCACAUUUAUUACUUUUUACCACUUUGCCAUUUCCAUUUAUUACUAUUUCAGUGUUUCAUCUCUUCAAUGCAGAAACUCCUUGGUUACCUACCACUACUCUUUCAUUCAUUCAAAUUUUGAGUUUUUCCACGACCCAUUUUCUACGCUUACUCCAUUCAACGUGGUUUUUCUUUGUCACUUUCCAAGUUAUUUUUCUUUCUAAUACGGACGCAAAUGAAACAGUACAUUUUGUUGUUGAGUGAUUUCUGAUUGAGAUAGUGAUGGAUGGUAGGAGGCAUUCUGUUGAUGUGCCUAUUUCUAAAACUCUUGUAGCAUUGAGGAGAGUUAGGUCAUUGAGGGAUCCUUCAACAAAUGGUAUUAGUAAGCUCUCACCUUUGAUUGAUAAUGAACAUUGGGAAAAUGGGAUUUCUCUGAGGUUUGUUAAUGCUACUUAUGUAUGUGAAUCUGAUGAUAAUGGCUGUUUAAGGUCAAAGGAUUUAGAUUUUAAGGGUCGUAGAGAGCAUGACAUUGAUAGUACUACUAACUUUGAAAUGGGUUGUCACAUGAUGAACUAUUGUGAUAAACAGCAACAAGAUGAUGAAUUAGUUUACUCUAAUCCUAAGCAGCAAGGUGAUUUUGGAAAUAAAUCGCCGAAAGAAAGUUGUUGUAGCAACCAUGAAGCCGUAGGAUUGGAUUUAGCUUCAAUCAUUCCGUCUAGUAAUCAUUUGAAGGAUAAAGAAUCAUGUUAUUUAUCAAGUCAAUUGUCGUCGCGAUUAGGGAGAAUAGAUUACAAAAAGUCAACUAGAAAACUGCUGCAAAAGAAUCAAGCGAAACCGUUUGAGUUGAUGCAGGAUAAUGCAAGCAGUGUUGAUAGUCCAUGCCUUAGUGCCUCAACACAAACACCUCAAGAUGUUGAUGUUUUAGUUGAUUACAAUGGAUGUGGAAUAAGCUGUUGUUGGUCGAAGUCACCGAGGUUUAGAGAUGCAAAUUAUUAUUCUGAAAUGGAAGACCUUCCCUUGAUGUUGCAGCAUGUUAAUGAGACUGAUCUUCAUGGACAGAAAAGCAUGAGACACAUUAUUGGUAGUGAAAUUAGUCCUACAUUAGAAACUCCUAGAAGUUUAUCUAUGAAAUUUAGGCCGAAAUCUUUCAAUGAUUUGGUUGGACAAAAUAUGGUUGGUAAGUCUCUUUCGGGUGCAAUCUCUAGAGGAAGGAUAGCAUCAUUCUAUCUAUUUCAUGGUCCUCGUGGAACGGGAAAAACAUCUGCAUCGAGGAUAUUUGCUGCUGCACUGAAUUGCAUCUCGCUCGAGGAGCGAAGGCCUUGUGGUUUGUGUAGUGAAUGUGUUUUGUUCUUUUCUGGAAGAAGUAAAGAUGUUAAGGAAGUCGACUCUUUGAGGAUAAAUCGUCCGGACAAGGCUAAAUCCCUUGUUAAGAAUGCUUGCACAACAGCUCCUUUUUCAUCACGUUAUAAGGUGUUCAUUAUUGAUGAGUGCCAGUUAUUGAAUAAGGAAACAUGGGCUACUCUUCUGAAUAGCCUAGGGGUUUUUUCUCAACAUGUGGUCUUUGUGAUGAUCACUCCUGAUUUGGAGAAGCUACCAAGAAGUGCGAUUUCUCGAGCUCAAAGGUAUCACUUUACAAAGAUUAAAGAUGCUGACAUUGCUAGCAGACUCAAAAGAAUUUGCGUUGAAGAAGGUCUUGAGUCCGAACAAGAUGCUUUGGAUUUCAUUGCUGCUAAAUCAUGUGGUUCUCUUAGGGACGCAGAAAUGAUGCUUGAUCAGCUAAGUUUGCUUGGUAAAAAAAUCACAAUUUCCUUAGUCUACGAACUUACUGGGGUCAUUUCUGAUGAUGAAUUGCUUGAUUUGCUGGACCUGUCUUUGUCAUCCGACACUUCAAAUACGGUUAUAAGAGCCCGGGAGCUGUUGAGAUCAAGGAUAGAUCCUUUACAACUUAUAUCUCAGCUAGCGAAUCUUAUUAUGGACAUUCUUGCAGGGAAGUGUGAACUUACUGGUUCUGAAAUCAGAAGAAGAUUUUCUGAUAGACAUAUUUCGGAAUCAAGCAUGCAGAAACUUAGUCAUGCAUUAAGAAUACUUUCUGAAACGGAGAAGCAAUUGAGAAUUUCUAAGAAUCAAACAACAUGGUUCACUGCAGCUCUUCUACAGUUAAGCUCUUUAGAAUAUUCAUCUGUGGAUGCUAAUGAUUCCAAGUUGUGCAUCAGAGCUGCAUCCAAUAGAGAUGGCGAUUUAUGCAGUACAUCAUCUACAGCUGAAAGCUUAAAGCAUCUUGCUACAGGUAAGUGCGCUGAGAAGUCAUAUAAAAUAGAAGUGCAGGAUGAUGAUAAAGCCACAUUGGAUUGUAUAUGGUAUAAAGCUACAGAGAUAUGUGAAUCUAAAAGGCUCAAGGCUUUUCUCAGGAAGCAAGGGAAGUUGUCUUCAGUUUGUAUUAAUCAAGGUCUUGCAGCUGUGGAGUUGGAAUUCCACCACCGUGUCUAUGUAGCUAGAGCUGAAAAGUCAUGGAAACAAAUUGCAAGUUCCCUACAGUUCAUAUUGGGUUGCAACAUUGAGCUCAGAAUCAACCAUGUUCCAUGUACUACAGAUUCUAAGUAUGCUAGGUUGAAGAGGUCAUCUUUCAAUUUCUUCAAUUGUUCGCGCAGGAUUCUUCGGAAAUCAUUAUCAUCCGAUGAACAAGGAUGUGAAUCAGACUAUGCUGAUUGCACUUCUCAAAAGCCUAUGAUGAUGGACCGAACUCUAUCUCGCUCCUCUGAUUGCGGAUCCCGGGUACCUCCCCUUGAGUCCUACCAUGGAAUGGAGCUUGUAACAACUCUUAGAAGCUGUGAAGGGAAUUUACUAAGCUCAGGGAAAAUAAUUUUGAAUAGAAUAGAUCAAGAGACUCCAAGGAUUUCAUUUUCUAGAGAUGAUUCUGUCAAGGAAGAAGAGUGCAAUUAUGAAGAUCUUGCAUCAUCAACCGCUGAUUUAGAAAAUACUCAUUCUAACUGUUUUCCUCGAACGCUCUGGCUUCAUAAAAAACUAUCUUCUUCAUAUGCAUCAAAACAGAAGGAAUUUUGUUUUAUCCAUCCCCAAGUUCAAAUGUAUUGAGAGUUGUAGCUAUGAUAAGGAACCUUGCGUUUUUAACCAUAACUCUAACAGCUGAACCAAAGCUUAUGAGGAAUAUUAGGCUUCUUUUGCAUUUUUUUUAUCAUUAUCUUAGCAUUAGCUAUAAUUUAUGUCAAACAUAACACUGCCAGUGACUAUUACAUAGGAUAGUUGGAUAAAAUUAGCUGAAAUCUACAUUCGAAGUGGUGGCAGAAUUUAGUGCA